This is a messenger RNA of Oryzias melastigma (Indian medaka), 6038 nucleotides long. RefSeq names its product TLE family member 2, transcriptional corepressor b (gene tle2b). Gene Ontology annotation, molecular function: transcription corepressor activity; protein binding. Gene Ontology annotation, biological process: regulation of DNA-templated transcription; negative regulation of canonical Wnt signaling pathway. Bases 733 to 3033 code for a protein of 766 amino acids. The record is from RefSeq and is a predicted model, not a curated record. The transcript is spliced from 22 exons. Gene Ontology annotation, cellular component: nucleus; transcription regulator complex. Lineage: Eukaryota; Metazoa; Chordata; Actinopteri; Beloniformes; Adrianichthyidae.
AGUGUUCGUUUUUCCCAGGAUAGUCUUUACUGUCAGUGUUUCUCAUCCAAAUGUCCUGCUCUCGUUAUCUGCAGAUUUUUAUUAUUAUAAUGUUUCCUGAAGCACCAGCUGAUACCAAAAAAUGUUUUUCUUGAACAUAAUCAGCUCAGAAACCAGGUUGUUUCCAGGAGAAGUUUCCUGCUUCCUCUAGGACCCUGAAGACAAACGGCCGGGUCUCUUUUUAAGGCUGUCUGUUUGCCCUGACCUCUAAAAGAGGUCAAAGACUCAUCAUGUCUUCUUCUUCUCUUCCCUUCAGCAGCUUCUGUUGGAGCUCAUCUUCUCCAUCCAUCUCUAACUCAAGACUUCAGUGUGUCAGAGAGAGGCUGCAAAGGAGGAGAAGCAGAAAGGAGGACUGUUUAUGUUUGGAGGAUUCACCAACAGACUGUGGGGUGAAGGAGGAAGAGUCCGCAGAGGAGGACGAGGGGACAUGUCAUCACGCCUGGACCCCAACUGAUCACAAGCUGAGGCAAAAAAAAGAGGGGGAAGACCCCCGGAGAGGACGAGGAGGAAGUGGGACUGUGGACGGAGGAGGGAUUUUAAAGAGAGAGUGGAGAUCCGGACCGGCCGUGGGGAGGUGUGUGUGUUUGUGCGUGAAGGUGUGUGGCUGCGGAACCAGUGGAGGGCAGAGGAGUGGAGGGCCAGGGGACUAACCUGGCCAUCAAGCGGACUGGGAGCCUCUCCUCUCCUGGGAUCAUGUACCCUCAGGGAAGGCAUCCGGUCCCCCUGCAGCCCGGCCAGUCGUUCAAGUUCACAGUCCUGGAAACGCUGGACCGCAUUAAGGAGGAGUUCCAGUUCCUCCAGGCUCAGUAUCACAGCCUGAAGCUGGAGUGUGAGAAGCUGGCCAGCGAGAAGACGGAGAUGCAGCGGCACUACAUCAUGUACUACGAGAUGUCCUACGGGCUCAACAUCGAGAUGCACAAGCAGGCAGAGAUUGUGAAACGUCUCAGCGCCAUCUGUGCUCAGAUCAUCCCCUUCCUCUCUCAGGAGCACCAGCAGCAGGUGGUCCAAGCCGUGGAGAGGGCCAAGCAGGUCACCAUGGCGGAACUCAACGCCAUCAUCGGGCAGCAGCAGCUCCAGCACCUGUCUCACCACGCCCCUGGCAUCCCUCUGACGCCGCAUCCAUCAGGGCUGUCGCUGGGGGCGGGGAGCUCGGGGCUCCUGGCCCUGACCGGCGCCUUGGGGGUCUCGGCUCAUCUGGCCUCCAAAGACGAACGCAACCACAUCGACCCCGAACUUCUCCGAGAAGGAGCGCCCAGCAGGAGUAAGUCAGUUUCAUCAACAGACAGCCAGCCCACGGAGGAGCGUCAGGGUCCGUCAGCCGGAUUCUCCUCCUCUCAAGGUGGAGCCGAGGCCAAGAGGAGGCGCUGUGAGGACAAGGACGUCCUGCCUCCUCACGCCUACGACAGCGACGGCGACAAAAGUGAAGACAAUCUCGUGGUGGACGUCUCCAACGAGGAGCCAAAUUCUCCUGCUGGAAGUCCUCCUCACUCACCUCACGGGAAUGGUUUGGACCGGGCCCCCACCCUGAGGAAGGAGCCCCCGGGCUCCUCCAGCACGGGGGAGGCUCCCUCCACCCCGAACCCCCGGAGUCCCACCCCAGGGAAGGCCAAGGAGUCUGCACAGAUGGACAAGUCGCAGUCUCCGCUGUCUAAAUCCGGCACGCCGUCCCCGUCCCACCGUGAAGCCGUCACCCCGGGGGCCCCCGGUCCCAGCACCUCCUGCCUUCGCUUGGUCAGCAAAGCAGCGAGCAGCGCCGACCCCCUGGCUCUCCGCAGCCCCAUGUCUGUGCCCCCCGGUUCAUACCCGGCUCAUUUUGGCGUGGUGUCCCAUGCAGGACUGAACGGGGAGCUGGCCAGCCCCGGAGGAUUCGGGGGGGCCCUGACCCUCUCGCCCCAAAUCAGCGCCGCAGCCGGGGCGUACUCCCGCAGCCCGAUGGUGGCGUAUGACACCAGAUCCCACCUGAGGGCUCCAGGGCUGUCCUCCUCUCUUCCCGGAUCCUCUGGUGGCAAACCCGCCUACUCGUUCCACGUCAGCGCUGACGGGCAGAUGCAGCCGGUGCCGUUCCCCCCCGACGCCCUGCUGGGGCCGGGCAUCCCGCGCCACGCCCGUCAGAUCCACACGCUGAACCACGGCGAGGUGGUGUGCGCCGUCACCAUCAGCACCUCCACCCGCCACGUCUACACUGGAGGCAAGGGCUGCGUCAAAGUGUGGGACAUCAGCCAGCCGGGGAGCAAGAGCCCCAUGGCCCAGCUGGACUGCCUGAACAGAGAUAACUACAUCCGCUCCUGUAAAAUCCUUCCGGACGGGCGGACCCUGAUCGUGGGCGGGGAGGCCAGCACUCUGUCUAUCUGGGAUUUGGCCACGCCCACCCCACGCAUCAAGGCGGAGCUGACGUCGUCCGCCCCCGCCUGCUACGCUCUGGCCAUCUCCCCCGACAACAAGGUGUGCUUCUCCUGCUGCAGCGACGGCAACAUCGUGGUCUGGGACCUGCACAACCAGACGCUGGUCAGGCAGUUCCAGGGCCACACCGACGGGGCGAGCUGCAUCGACAUCUCCAACGACGGAACCAAGCUCUGGACGGGAGGCCUGGACAACACGGUCCGCUGCUGGGACCUGCGGGAGGGCCGGCAGCUGCAGCAGCACGACUUCACCUCACAGAUCUUCUCUCUGGGUUACUGUCCGACCGGCGAGUGGCUGGCCGUUGGGAUGGAGAGCAGCAACGUGGAAGUCCUGCACGUCUCCAAACCCGACAAGUACCAGCUGCACCUCCACGAGAGCUGCGUCCUCUCCCUCAAGUUUGCCUUCUGCGGAAAAUGGUUCGUGAGCACAGGAAAAGACAAUCUGCUAAACGCAUGGAGGACGCCAUACGGAGCCAGCAUAUUCCAGUCCAAGGAGUCCUCGUCUGUGCUGAGCUGCGACGUCUCCCCGGACGACAAGUACAUCGUGACUGGAUCCGGGGACAAGAAGGCCACCGUGUACGAGGUGGUGUACUGAGCCCGGAGGACCGCCUCUUUUUGUUGUUUUUUUAAAGUUUUGUGGGAGGGGCCACUUUUCUGAUCCUCAUUAUAGCAGCACAUCAGCAACAUCAGCACCACUGAGUCCCUCAUUCUGCAUUGGUAGUACCCCCUCCCCCCAUUUCCUGUCCUCCUCCACCUCUCUAAGUGAAGAGUGAGGCAUCAAACAGGAACAGGAAGCAGCGCGAUAAGAAGGACAAAGGCGGCGAGCGAAGAUAAAAUUAUGAAGGGAAGGAGGAGUAAUUAGGGCCGUUUCCUGAUUCCCCCCUGGAGGAGGUGCGGAGCAGCACCGUGGGACCGCCAGCACUGAUACCACGCCGCCGAUUCAUUAGCCAGACAGUGGAGGCCUUAAUGAGGCCGGCGCCGCGGCUCCAUCUCCCCGGUGAGAGGUGUCAGGAGCCGGGGGAGCCGUGGCGCCCCGAGAUCGCUCAGACUUCCACAAACACUGACGCCAAUCCCCCCCCCCCUCACGCAAACCGUACGUCAGCGGGCGCACCGUCUGCUUCACCUCCUCCAGGUACGGAGGGGGGGGCACGGUGCUGCUAAUUAGACACUCAGCGCGGCGCUCGCUCGGCGUCUCGCCGCCUAAUAUGUUUUAUUUCCUCCUGACAAAGCCGGCGUCUAAUGAGCAGCAGUCGACGGGAUUCUCCGCGGGCUCAGAGGUGUAAACGCAGAACAUCAGCGGAGCUGUUCCUUCUAAUUCGUGAUCGUUCUCCGUCACACGACCGGCGGCGGCACAGCUGACGAGACGGCAAAUUAACACCGUUCAAUUAGGCUUCAAUCAGCAGCUAAAUACGCAACAAGUAUCUGCAAAUGUUUUCACUUCCAUCUCUUCUCAACUUCUACUUUUAACUCUGAGGAGAAAACAUUUUUUAGGGGUACAACGAUUAAUCACCGAUUCUAAUAUUUUAAAAGGAAAUAAAUCAAACGUGGAAGAUGCCAUUUGGAUUGAGACUUGGUAGAAUAAAAUAGUCCCAUCACAGCAAACAGGAGUCUGCAACCUUCAACCCUUAAAGAGCCGUUUGGGUCGAUUUCUCACAGACCAGAACCCAGUAGGAGCCACAAGUCCUUCACAAAAAUAAGACACUAGUUUUAAUAAUGUUGUUUUUAUGAGGAAUAUAAAUAAACUAUUUCUUUUUUGGAUAAAUAAAACAAACUUUAAGAGAAUAUAUAUAUAUUUUUCCCAAAUAUGAAACGGCUUUUAAAAGAGGUUCUCGAGAUUUCCUUUCAAAAUAAAAGACUUCCUGUGUCACACAGAAUCAUCUCAAUGAAGCAAAUCUUGUGGUUUAAUGUCAACAAUGAAAAAAAGAAACAUUUUAUUUUGAAACUAUUCUUAACCAGAAAUUCAUGAAUCUAACUAUCAAAAAUUAACUAAAAAAGGAUUUUUUUUAACUCUGAGGGACACUGGAGUUUGUCAAAAUGGUUAGUUCUCGAUUAUUGAACCACUACAGCUAGUGUGCUUUGGAGGCUCGCAGAGAUUUUAAUUUACAUUUACAAUUACUUUUUCAAACUAAAAGCUUUAUAUUUGUCUUUAACCAGAGAGCCAGAUGUGGCUCUGGAGGUUGCAGAUCCUGUUCUAGAUCAAUUCUAGGUCAGUGAAUCAGAUCAUUCAGAAUGUACUAGAAUAGACCAGGAAUCGGAUCCUCAACCACUAAUUAUGAUGUGAAUCAAAUCCUUAAAAUGAAUCCCUAAAGUUUUACAUUCUUUCGUAAAAUACGUUUUUCCCCCCAAGGAAAUUAUUGAAUUUAAAUUGUUCAUUUUAAGCAAUCAAGAACAAUUCACGUGUAAAACAAUCAAUGGAGGUCAACUGCAAAGACUCAAAAACUCAGGAACAUAUGUAGAAAAGUAAUCUGAGAUUUACGUACCAAAAGAAAAAAAAAAUAUUACGAGGAUUGGUGCUUUCAGCAGGAUUUGAACGCUGCUGUGCAGAUCCUCGCCCAAUCAGAUGCUCCGGACAUUUGAGGAAAAUCUGCAAAGACGGCAGAAGGAAAGAAAGGCAGAAGACCUCUCACUCCGAUGGAAAAUUUAGCUAAGAAUAAAACAGAAAACACAAUCUAAAAGUAAAAAUAUAUAUAAAAACAACCACUGCAACUGUUUAGACGAAAAGGUCAAACCAUGAAGCCAAAUCUGAUCAUUUGUCCUAGAUUUAGAUUUCUCUGUCUUUAACCGACGGACUGUUUAUUUUCUGGUUUUCCUUAUCGAGGGGUUGCUCAUGUGAGGCCAUGAUGGGUCAGAAAGUCCCGGGAUCAUCAAUGGGGAGGGAAAUGCUCUUUUUGUCUUUGUUUUCCGACUGUACCUUUUUAUUCUGGGUGAAGUUUGGGGCUCACAGCAUCAAUAAUCCAGUGUACAGAUUAAAAAAAACAGAAAGCCUCCAUAUAGAGGUGAAAAUGCUCUUAAACCACCGUUUGUUUCAUCCCCUUUACCCAGAAAUGCUAUUCCUCGUACUUUAGCCUGUUUUCGUCCCGACUGUGGUUGUUCCGCUCGUUUCUGUUGAAGUCUGUGGUCUCAGGCCGACACUCCGCACCACUGGUUCCACUUUUACUGCAUGCUUGUUGCACUGAAGCUGAAAAAGACGACCGACUGUCCCACUGCAGUAUGUACUUUAGUUUGGAGGAACAGAACCGAGGGAUUCUGGGGGUUGGAGUCAAUCGGUGCGGUUUCUCCAGACCUUUUCCUGCCUUCCGUCCUCAGGACAGGCAGCCACACACUCAUGACGCUGUAAAGUCGCUGUGCACACGGUGGUGAAACGUGAGUGUUUGGGACGUUUGAUACUCUUCAAGUAUGUAACCUCUUUCUUCUCUGCCUUUGCUUUUGUUCUCUGUGUAAAAAUCUUGAUUUUGUUUCUUUUUACAAACUCAUGUUGAUUCUCUAUUUUAAGCCAAGGAACAUUUUUUUAAAGCACUGUGUCUUCCCUCCGACCAUUCCCCUCGUUCUGUACUACAAAUACAGUCUGUGGAAGAAUAAACCAGAUGUGUUCAUCCUUUU